UGCAACGCGCGCAACCGCUGUCGGUAAAAGUGUUGCGGUGGAAAAGGCUUAUCCCGACGACGACGACGACGACGACGACGAUGGACCGCCGCCGGGGAACGGCGGGAGAUCGACCGGACGACAGCGACGCGGAGGACCGCGUCAACCGUUGCGCGACCGCGUACCUGCGCGACGCGGUCGAGCCGUCGGUGUCGGCGGUCGGUUGGACGAUCGGCUCCGGGCCCGCGGUGUCGGCUGGCCGGGGCGUCGUGGCCACCAAGGACUACGCCGAGGGUGACGUGAUAUUGGUCGACGCACCGCUGAUCGUCUCGCCCAGAACGUUGACCGGCGUCGCCGAGAGCCCUGUGUGCCCGGUAUGCUACGUAGCGCCCGGUCUUGCCGCGACCGGAUCGUGCGCCGGCGGGUGCGGACUGCCGGUGUGCAGCGACCGGUGUUCCAACGAUCCCGCGCACGCCGACGAGUGCCGCUACGUGCGGCGGCUGCGCCCGAAGACCGACGGAUCGCGUUGGUCGGCGGCCGUUUACAACGCGGUAACGGCCAUCAGGGGCUUGGCAGUGAACGGAGGAGCGCACAAGUCGUUCCUGGACUUGCUGCAAAAAAAAUUCACGGAUAAGCCGACGGUCGAGGUAGAAGAGUUAAAAAAAAACAUCAGUAUGAAACUAGAGGAGGAAGAUGAACAAAUAAUGACAAUAACUUGUAAAAUUAUGGAUGCUAACUGUUUUGAAACAAUAAUAACUCGUAACAAUAAAUUAAUAAGUUUAAAAGGCUUGUAUCCCGUGGCAUCUUUUAUGAAUCACUGUUGUGUUCCAAACACGAUGCACAAUUUUAACGAAAAACUUCAAAUGAUCGUGAAAGCUUCCUUGCCGAUUUACAAAGGACAAGAAAUCACUACUACUUAUACUCAUUUACUUUGGUCUACUUCGUUAAGACAAAAUCAUUUAUUGACGUCAAAACAAUUUAUUUGUACCUGUUAUAGAUGUUGCGAUGCAGAAGAAUUCGGAACGGAAUUAGCUGCUUUAAACUGUACAGUAAAAAAUUGUAGCGGUCGCGUUUUGCCUGUCAAUCCGUUGAACAAGUUUUCGGUCUGGCAAUGCAAAGAGUGCCAUAAAUUAGUAACCAGUGUCGAAAUAACGUCUCUUCUUAAAAAAUUAUGUCCAUUAAUGAACAGUAUACAACAGUGUCCGAAACGUUUCGAAACAAUUUUAAAAACAUUUAAUAUUUAUAGAAAUAGUACAUUUGUUGUCGAUUUAAGAUUAAAAUUUAUAUGGAAGUCAAAAAACAAUAAUCUAAGCCUUGAAGAAUUACUCUACAAGGAAAAAUCGUGUGUUGAAGUAUUGAAUAUCGUACAAAAACUUGGAUUAGGUCAAUGUCGACUGUUGGGUUUAAUAUCUCUCGAACUUUUGAAAGUAAUCGAGGAAAAAAUUGAUCGUUUUCGUUGGAAAACAAAAACAUUAAACAUCUUCAAAGAACAAAUAAGUAACCUUUAUAAGAUAUCAGUAAGUGUCCUGGAUGGAGAUGCCAACACAAGUAUCACAAAAAAACCAUAACUAUAAAGUAUUUAACUUCGGUGCAAGCCCAAAACAUUUUAUUUUUGAUAAAUGAAUUAAAUGAAAUUAAAAUUAAAAUUGUAAAUAACUAACAAAUCAUGCGAAAUAUCUAACAAUUUAAUAGUUUAUACUUUUAAAUAUCUUCGCGUACUAAUUGUAUAAUAGCCAUCUUCGAGACUAUGGCUCGGUUCAACUAAGUAAAUGAUCUGUUAUAACGCCAGAGUUAAAAUAUUAACAACAAUCUCAUGAAAAUUACAUUGCAGUUUAAUUAAGCAUCAAA
Sipha flava (yellow sugarcane aphid) is the source of this 1827-nucleotide messenger RNA. RefSeq names its product SET domain-containing protein SmydA-8-like. The coding region runs from base 81 to 1547 and encodes 488 amino acids. Gene Ontology annotation, molecular function: protein binding. Lineage: Eukaryota; Metazoa; Arthropoda; Insecta; Hemiptera; Aphididae. The transcript has 6 exons. The record is from RefSeq and is a predicted model, not a curated record.